Malus domestica (apple) is the source of this 1888-nucleotide messenger RNA. RefSeq names its product protein DETOXIFICATION 12-like. Gene Ontology annotation, cellular component: membrane. Gene Ontology annotation, biological process: xenobiotic detoxification by transmembrane export across the plasma membrane. Lineage: Eukaryota; Viridiplantae; Streptophyta; Magnoliopsida; Rosales; Rosaceae. The record is from RefSeq and is a predicted model, not a curated record. Gene Ontology annotation, molecular function: xenobiotic transmembrane transporter activity; antiporter activity.
UGUAAACUACCACUCUAUGCAAAUAAAGAUGCUACAUAACUGGUUUGCUUCUCUUGCUGUCAUAUUGGCUGUAUACAACCACUCUUUGCAAAGGCGGCCACGGCGAUUGAGUUCCACAGCAAAAGACACAGCCAUGGAAGUGAGCUUGCUAUUGUCAGAUUACAGUAGAGAGCAACAAAGAAGAAGUAGAAAUUCAAGUAGUAGUAGUAGUAGUUGUCUGACAUGGGGUUCUUUUUUCGAAGAAGUGAAGAGGUUGGGAUGCAUUGCAGGACCCAUGGUUGCUGUGGUUCUUUCCCACUUCAUGCUGCGGUUCAUUUCAGUGACGAUGGUUGGUCACCUGGGUGAACUUGCUCUCUCUAGCUCCUCCAUUGCUUUCUCCCUCGCCGGCAUCACCGGGUUCAGUCUUUUUACAGGAGUGGCAAGUGCACUGGAAACUCUGUGUGGGCAAGCAUAUGGAGCAGAACAAUAUCAGAAACUUGGACUUGAAACUUACACUGCCAUAUUUUCUCUCAACUUAGUUUGUCUUCCCUUAUCUUUGAUAUGGAUUUAUAUGGAGGAGAUACUGAUUUUCACCGGUCAAGACCCUGUGAUUUCUCAUGAAGCCGGCAAGUUCAUAAUCUGGCUUAUUCCUGCUCUAUUUGCUUAUGCAACUCUUCAACCACUCGUUCGGUACUUCCAAACUCAGAGUUUAUUAAUGCCUAUGGUCAUAAGCUCUUUCGCCACUCUUUUAUUCCAUAUUCCUCUCUCCUGGGUUCUAAUAUUCAAGUCUGGAUUGGAUCACCUUGGAGGAUCAUUAGCAAUCGGCGUUUCCUACUGGUUCAAUGUUAUUUUUCUUUGGUUAUACAUGAAGUUUUCCCCUGCCUGUUCAAAAAGUCGAGUUCCAAUUUCAAAGGAGCUAUUGCAUAGAAUCAGAGAGUUCCUUCGAUUUGCCAUCCCUUCUGCAGUAAUGAUAUGCCUUGAGUGGUGGGCAUUUGAGAUGGUUAUUGUGCCGUCUGGACUUUUACCAAAUCCGGCGCUUGAAACUUCAGUUCUGUCUGCAUGUAUCUUGGCGACGAAAACAAUCUACGCAAUACCAACUGGGUUUGGUGGUGCAGUAAGUACUAGAGUUUCAAAUGAACUAGGAGCUGGUAACCCACAAGGUGCUCGUAUAGCUACUUUUGCUGCGAUGUUUCUUGCAGUCUUAAAUGCAAGUAUAAUAAUAACGAUCCUUUUUGCCUGCCGGAAAGCAUUUGGUUACACUUUUAGCAACGAGAAGGAAGUCAUCGAUUACAUCACAACCAUGGUCCCUCUACUUUGCCUGUCUGUUAUACUGGACAGUAUGUACGGGGUCCUUUCAGGUAUUGUUAGAGGAACUGGGUGGCAGCAUAUAGGGGCUUGGGUAAACCUUGGAGCAUUUUAUCUUUGUGGAAUCCCCGUUGCUAUCGCAUUGGCUUUCUGGUUACAGCUAAGAAGAAGAGGCCUUUGGAUUGGAAUACAAGUUGGUACUUUUGGGCAAGUCAGUCUGCUCUCUUUAGUAACAAUUUGUGCAAAUUGGGAAAAGCAGGCAAGCAACGCAAGGGAGAGGAUAUUUGAGGGAAGGCCCCCAGAAGUUAAUGGCUUGUGCGACAAGGCAGAGAGUAGUGAGUGUUGAUGAGCACAAUCCUCUCUAUCUGAGAGAGAUUAGCUUUAUCAUUCUUCUGCAACUCAAAAAUUUCGUAAUAACGCGUUUGGAUGCUUGUGGCAUUCCGUCUUGAUUACGUGCAAGUAAGAGAGAUUGUACGAGUUCUUGACUCCAACAUGGUACCCCUAUAACCUUGUGGUUUCUGCAGACAAUGUGAAAAGCAGAAUGCAGGUGGCAAGUCUACUGAAAUAUCAUGCAGUAAAAUGACAAUAAAAGACAUUUCAUACA